CAACUUUUCGGACGGGUUAAAGUACUUAAACAAAAUACCUAUUUUUAAUAAAAAACGAGCAAAAAAAGAGAUAAAAAAGAUUAAAAUUUAAACAAUUCUUUAAGCUUUUUUACCGCGUGAUUGGAUCACAUGAUAUGUGUUUUGAUGUAACAUGGCGUCUUUAAUUGUCAAGGCAUAAUAAAAUUUCUAGAAGGAUGUGAAAUUUUUCUAAUUUUUGAAUUUGAAACUCAACACAGAAUGCCAGUUGAUAUAAAUAGAUUAACUGAAGGUUGGUUAGAAUUGGAAAGUGAUCCAGGUUUAUUUACACUGCUGUUGGAAGACUUUGGGGUAAAGGGUGUGCAAGUGGAAGAAAUAUAUGAUCUGCAAAAAUCAUUAGAAGGUCCAGUAUAUGGUUUCAUAUUUUUGUUCCGUUGGAUAGAAGAGAGAAGAUCAAGACGCAAAGUAGUAGAACAAGAUGAGAGUUUUGUGAAAGAUGAAGAAAUCGUUAACAACAUAUUCUUUGCACAACAGGUGGUUCCCAAUAGCUGUGCAACCCAUGCAUUACUUUCAGUGUUACUUAACUGCCCAAAUAUUCAUUUGGGUACAACUUUAUCCAGAUUGAAGAUGCAUACAUCUGGAAUGUGUCCAGAAAAUAAAGGAUGGGCAAUUGGUAAUACACCUGAAUUGGCGUGUGCUCAUAACUCGCAUGCAAUGCCUCAAGCCAAAAGACGGCAAGAUAAAAAUACUGGAGUGUCAACUGGAAGAUUUACUGGGGAGGCUUUUCAUUUUGUCAGUUAUGUACCAAUCAAUGGUAGAUUAUUUGAAUUGGAUGGUUUAAAACCAUAUCCCAUGGAUCACGGUCCAUGGAAGGAACACGAAGAGUGGACGGAACAAUUUAGGCGCGUAAUUACGGAUAGAUUAGGAAUGGCAACAGGGGAGCAAUUACAAGAUAUAAGAUUUAAUUUAAUGGCAGUUGUUCCCGAUCGGCGACUUGCUAUUUCGCAUAAAUUAACCAUGUUAAAAACUAAUAGACAAAUAGUAUUAGAAGCAUUGCAACAACUUGUUAAAUUAAGCCAUCAAGAUGGAUCAGAGAAGAAUACAAAUGAUACCGAAAAAUUAGAUAAACCGCAUGAAAAGAAAAGUAAAAUUGAUGAUGAAAAUGCUUUGCCUAAUAAGUCGGAGAUCGAUGAAUCUUCUUCUAUACCAUCUGUUACUGUUGAAAGAAACAAUGAUGCCACGACAGAUACUGAGGAGCCAGCUUCAAAUAUAACUUCUGGGAAGACUGAAUCUAAAAUAAAUACAUAUUUCAGUGGUAUGGAAAAAGUAGUAAUGUGUGCAUUAGAUUAUGCCACGCCUCUUCAAAUACAAACUUCACCGGCACACAGUUCGUCUAGUACCGAUACGUCGUCCGAGAUUGGAUCUGCGUUUAAUUCACCCACACAAGCAUGGGGAUGGAAUUCAGGCCAGAACAGUCCAACGUCCACGAAAGAUUUUAAAAAGUUCGUUGUAAUCAGAGUCGCUGGAGACGAAAAGAAUGAGGCAGGUUUAAGUCGUUCUCUUGGGAAUAUUAAUAUAAAUGGAAAAAGAUUAGUUUCCGACAGUGGUCACUUACAUAAAAAAGUCUGCUUGUCGGGAGAAGUUAGAAUACCUCAUGCUAGAGUGAAAACGAGUAACGGGGAUACUGUUACCGAAGAGAAAAAAGUUGAGAAAAUCGAUCCAAAACUGUGCUCAAAAUACCCGGAAUUGUUUGAACCCCAUACGUUUGCACCCAAAGAUCUUUUAGCGUUGCUGAAGAACUUAGAACACGAAAUAAGUAUUUGUGAAACUAGCUUAAAAGAUGAGAACGACAAAAGGAACAAAUAUAAGAUUGACGAUUGUCGUAGAACGCAUAAUUAUGAUGAAUUUAUUUGCACGUUUCUUUCGAUGCUCGCUCAACAAGGAAAGCUAGCAGAGCUAGUGCAGCAGCAUUUAACUUUAAAGAAACAUACUUCUGUGUCAGUGAACAGAGUUCACAGAUCUUCGAAGAAAGCCGACACUCGCCCAAACUCUUCACGUAGACGUCGAGGUAGAACUAAAUGCAAGAAACGAAAAUAAUUUCCGUAUUGAACAUAAAUAAUUGGAGCUGUUAUCCCACCUAUUGAAUUGUCAAUAUUAAAACCUCAGAAUCGCAACAAGGACAUAGUUUUAAGAAGACAAGCAUGUAAAAAAGAUCAUACGACUGUUGAAACAAAAAGGGAUUGUAAAUUAUGUGUUACAUUUUACCAACCCAGUGUCAAUGACAUCGAACAAUCAGUACUUUAUUUAUUUUGCAAUGCAGACACUUUUUGGAAAGUCGUAGAUUUAAUUUUUUUAUUCUAUUCACUGUACAAAUCUUCAUAUAUUUUUUAUAGUUUUUCCUCGUUUUAAUGCCUCGUGUCUGUCAUAUUUAUAAAUAUAUUGCAAGUUUUAUCUUAUACUGUUGGAUAUAAGAUAAGGUAUUUCAGUCAUUUUUCAUCUAUUACGUUUCGUAUGAAAUACAUGGGUUUCAUAGAAUACACGAAUGCAUUUUUAUUUUCUAUAGCGUACAACGUAGGCUUGAUUCACAGUAGAGGGAGCAACCAUCGCUUGCAUGUGUUUGGAGAAAGAAAGCGGAGAGUUUAGGGAGCGACUAUAGUAAACAAUACGGAUAAAUAAGAGGAGUGGUAAAUGAAACAUCAAUUGAAUAUUGUCAAAAACAUUGAAAAUAUUUAUUUCGGUAUUCAUAUACAAGUACACUACACGCUUGUGGAUAUGUCCCUUAGAUCUAAAUACUUAUAUCUCCGUACAGCCGGAGGAAGGAUAAUGAAGUGUCGUGUUGGAAUCGUUUGAUCAAUGGACAACAGCCGACCAAGUCUAAGUCGCUUUACCAUACUGCAUAGGAACUGUAUUCGAAACGUCCUCGAAAAAGCUAUUUCAGGGGUACGGUUGAGGAGGAGAGACACGAUGACGAUGGUUCAGAAGAAAAGUUAUUCGUUCAUAGUUCCUUCUCCGGCCGAUAUGCUCUCUUUAACGCACGCGUUCACGACAUCUGCGCCAUUUCUUCGGCACGAGUAGGAUCGUGCUUUUUGGCAAAAGAAAAAAGAAAGUGCAGUUAUGUACAAAUAUAUUGAUUCGUGGUCGGCGUGGUCAUAUAUAGGUAACGUUUCCUCUCAUUGGGCAAGUAAUCGUGAGAUACAGAUGUAUUUUGGAAUUUGCGAGUAGAACCUGCGACGAGAUCUCACUGUACACGCACGGUUCGCGUGGCAUCCUUUCUGAUCACACAAACGUGACCGAUCACGAGUUAACAUUUUUUAUUUACAAAAGUAUCGAGGUUUCGCUUUCGAAACCACGCGCACACGCUCUCUUUCUCUCUCUCCCUCUCACGCGAUAAACGUGCUUUAAUCUCGGGUCGCUAACAAAACUCGUAGCUUUACUGCAGGACACAACAUUCAGUUUCUCGUUAUCAUUAAUAGGCACUCGUGGUAUGUUACGGCAAAUCAACUGCGGAACGGUGCACACCGAGUAAGAAUAUUGUUUGAAGCUUCCAAAUAAAUUAGCACAAUUUUUUCCGACAGUUGAUUAUACUUAUAUUCAUAAACGAGGAUACAGAAAUCGUUCAUUGAAUGUGAUCAGUAGUUUCCUCAUUUUUACUCUGAGCAAACCACGAAGACACGCGUUUGAGCGACGAUAAAGAAAAAUUAAUCGAGCAUCGAUCCGUCGGCUGUCGUUCGCAGAAAAUUCUAACAACGAUACGUAUAAACAUGCCGUAUAAAAUAUAGAAAAUUCACGCAAGGAAAAUAACGUAAAAAAUACAAACGAGUAUUAAGGGAUACGAGGGAGAGGGUGCGGGUGAGAGGGCUGUAAAAAGGAAACAAUAAAAACAGAGAUCCUUCCGCGAAUAACGCCGAUUAACGAUUAAUACAGUCUUGAGACGUGUCGUAGAAAAAUCUGAACUGCUCAGAAGCGUGUGGGGUUUACGAACGAUAUGCGUUUUGAACUUGGUUUGUUUAUUUGUCUCGAUCAUUUAUCGUUGGCGCAGUUGCUUCCCGUGACACACAAGCUAUGUAAAAAGAAAUAGUAUUCUCGAACAGGAAACAGUACACAUUUCCUUAUUCGAGAUACUACUUCUUUCCAAGUGUCUAGCUCGGAUUAAUAGUAAUAAAUAAAGAUAUGUUUUACAAAUACAGUGGCUUUAGAUUAACGUUUUGCGGUUUAUCACACUGGCGAGACGAGAAUAUCGAUUGAACUUCUUUUUUACUAAAAACGAAUUCAUGAAGCUGUUUCUUGCUUUGGUUUCUUUCGAGCGUUCCACCGAUAUUCUUCACCUUUCGUCAGAAACUUCGAAAAGACCUUCGACUUCUCUCUUCUUUCAAACGCAUAGAGCCUUCCUCGUGUAUGACACAGUCGAUAUCGAAAAAUAUGUUGAUUUAAAAAAUAUAUAUCUUCUGCAUAUGCGCAUUAUAUAUGUAUAGGGUGUCUGACUGUACCAAACUUUAAUAGAUGAAGGUAAUAUUUUGUAAUUGCAAAUUGGACAGUUUAUGAAACAUGUUCGUACAGAAUGUACUCAAGUUUGGCGCAGUCUUGGGCACCCUACGUAUGUUUCAUACACCUGUAGGCUCACGUAUUAGGAUAUCCAUAAGUAAUGUCGUUCACGCGUAAGUGUACAAGAUUAAAUAAAAGUUCGAAUUUGAAAGUGACGCGUCAAGAGGACAUCACUCGUGGAGUGAUCUAAUUUUAGACAACACGUUUCACUUGCUGGGGCCAACGUUAUCGAGGAUAUCACGAGACAUCAACGAACAACAAAAAUUAACCCGAAAUAUACACGUAUCCAUUCGCUCGUUGUCUCACUUACACGUAUAUGUACACACGCAGUCACAUUAAUCGCUAGUAGUAAAAUGUAUAAAAAGAAAAAAAGAAGACAGAAAGAUGAUCUAGAAGACGCGAGAAGAAAGACACCAACGAGAUUUGGGGAAUCGUAAAGUUGAAGUUGUUGCGGCGUGGGAUAAAAUCGUCGUCGUUAGAUCGAGUUUCAAGGAAAAGAGCGUUCGAGGACUUCUCGACGAGGACGACGGAAGAAUCAUAGGAUGAGCAAAUAAACUAAAUUCGAACGCCACGCGCAAACAUCAAUAAACACUUUUGGAGGUCUCUUUCGAGAGAAACGUUCUCUGCCAGUGGCGUUGCGCCGAAAGGAAAGAACAUAGACGAGAAUGCUACACUUUUUGGAAAAGAGAAAAGAUACCGUAACGAUGCUGGGAUUAAGUCGUUUAAGCAUAAUUGGCGGUAGUGAGAUAGCCGGUUGCGCGACCAAUUAUCGAUUUACCGAGAGAAACUUGGGACUCGUCAAUCCGAGAAUCUUCGAAGUCACUGUUUCUUUUUCCCCCGUUUUAUCGCAGUUCACGUGGUUAGUCCAAUAAGAAUAAAUAAUUACAAAAAAUGAUUAAUCAUGUUCGAAGAGUCUCGAAUUCACGCGAGUUCGUUUCUCUCGGCACUUUCGGACGAUGCGAAUCGAGUCUUGAAUUGAUUCGAAUCGUUGCGAGUCAAACGGGUACAGACCCAGCUCAAUCAGCCGCUACACGACCGUCCGAAUCAACAAAUGAACUCGCUAAUGACGAUAAUGAUAAUAAUAUUAACGAGAGAUAGCCUAAGGAAGUCUUACAGCAUAAGUUACUUAUUACACCUAGGAUCUGUCGCAUCUUUCUUAUCAUCUUAAUUCGUCCCGAUGGAGCACGAGGACCGGUGCGGCACCACCCAAUUUCGGAGAACCCCAAAACGAUGAUCGAUCCGACCGAUCCUCGCGCUCGACCGAAUUGAAAUCAAAGAAAAACCCUCCCGACAAAAGCUCCACACCGUUGCCGUUCUUUUUUCGCGCAUCUCUAGUCGAUCUAUACACAAGGAACCGUACGUGCGAUUCGUAACGCGCGACAUUGGCCGAUAGCAAAAAAAA
Molecule: messenger RNA, 5920 nt
Organism: Megachile rotundata (alfalfa leafcutting bee)
Lineage: Eukaryota; Metazoa; Arthropoda; Insecta; Hymenoptera; Megachilidae
Gene: calypso
Product: ubiquitin carboxyl-terminal hydrolase calypso
Biological process (GO): ubiquitin-dependent protein catabolic process; protein deubiquitination
Cellular component (GO): cytoplasm
Molecular function (GO): cysteine-type deubiquitinase activity
Source: RefSeq, a predicted model, not a curated record